Messenger RNA from Pezoporus occidentalis (night parrot), 2573 nucleotides. RefSeq names its product atonal bHLH transcription factor 7 (gene ATOH7). Gene Ontology annotation, biological process: axon development; neural retina development; positive regulation of transcription by RNA polymerase II. Lineage: Eukaryota; Metazoa; Chordata; Aves; Psittaciformes; Psittacidae. Gene Ontology annotation, cellular component: nucleus. The record is from RefSeq and is a predicted model, not a curated record. The coding region runs from base 1290 to 1724 and encodes 144 amino acids. Gene Ontology annotation, molecular function: E-box binding; protein dimerization activity; DNA-binding transcription factor activity, RNA polymerase II-specific. The transcript has a single exon.
UUAAUAAGGUGUAUUAAACAGGACAGUUUUUGUAUAAUUUGUAUAAUUACAUGUUUCUGUGUAUGUCUGUAUCAUGACCUAUCUAAAUGUUUUUACAGUCAUUAUUACAUAAAUUCGUAACUCAAUCUUAACUGUUUAAAUAUAUUUAAAUUAUUUUAAUGACAUUAGAUUUGCUGACAGGCAAAUACAUAAUGCCCAUUCUCCUCAAGAUACUAGUCUCUCUGCAGUGUUGCAUACUUUAGACAAUAUUAAAAUUCUGAAGGGCUCUGAAGUGUUUCUGAUAAAGAGAGUCUACUUACUUUGGUACUGUGUAAUGCAAGCCGGUAGUAUUCCUGGCCAUAUACCAUUAAGCUAAUUCUCUUCUGUUUCAUUAGAAUAGGUAUUUCUUCUACCCUUAAUACUAAGUAGAAUUUUCACAUUUUGAAAUAUAAAUACUACAAUGCACAGAGAUUUUUCUUUUUUCCCUGGGCUGCAACAGAUUAUCCAUUGAAAGGAUCUUUUGCUUAACUGCCCAGGGUCUUGUGGGGCCAGCCAGACACUACUCCAGAUGGCAAGUUGUUAGGGCUGGACAGACUGGCUUUGGAAGACUUCUCAACAGCUGAAGGCUGUGAUGUUCGGAUUUUACUGGUUUGGUUUUUUUUUCCCCCUGUAGUUCCCAGGGUGGGAAGGUACUGAGAUGGAAGCAGAGUGCCGCCCGCCCACCUGCUACCACCUGUUUAGCUUUUGCAGUUUCUAUAAAGCCGCAUCUUGUCUGUAAGACACAAUCAUUGCUUGCCAGCAGGAGUCAAGAAAGGAGAGAUUUCUGUUACGAAGUUACGUCUUCAGAUCGCAACAGUUCAUCAUUUUGUAAUACUCUUCUAAACUGAAUCAGGACUUCUUUCAUUUCAAAUGGUCAUUUGGAAUUGAAAUGUCUUUAAUCUGUUAAGAUCCUUUUUGGAUUAAAUGGACCAUUUUCUUCAGUAACAUACAUUUUGAGAAUGGACAUUUCAUUGUUUUCUAUCUCUGUGAGUUUAAAGAAAUUAAAAGAAUGAAAGCGCAAGACAUUAAAAACUCUUUAUUCUUUAUUUAAACAAUAAGAAGAAAUUUUCAGACAUUUUCAGAAGAACCAGAAGACCUUUUAUUUAUCUUUUUUAUUACUAGAUGCUAAGAAAAAUAUCAUAUCAUUGGCAUCUGGAAACCGAUUCAAGAGGUAUGCAGGCUACACACAUGAGUGCUUUCCCGACCACUUUUUAGAUACCCAGUUUUUAAAAAGUAAUCUUUGUGUCUGUGAAACUGAAGCUGCAUUGAAUAUGAAAACCUGUAAAUCCAGUCAUUUGGAUUCAGGCAUGGAGUCAGACAUCCAGUGCAGAAGUGGACCAGGCUGUGUUGUGAAGUGCAGUUCAGAAAGGAUGGAAAGUGCUGCAAAGAGAAGACUGGCUGCCAAUGCCAGGGAGAGAAGACGGAUGCAAGGGCUGAACACAGCCUUUGAUCGUUUGAGAAAGGUGGUUCCACAGUGGGGUCAAGAUAAGAAGCUCUCCAAGUAUGAGACCCUUCAGAUGGCUUUGAGUUAUAUCAUGGCUCUCACUAGAAUCCUUGCUGAAGCAGAACGAUACAGUACUGAAAGAGAAUGGAUUAGCCUUCACUGUGAACACUUUCAUCCAGAGAGCUACCACCAUUACACGGGACCAAAAAUGGCAACAGACAGUGAUCCAUAUGCACAGCGAAUAUUUGGUUAUCACCCUUAACACUUUCAAAUAGCUAAUUAGAACUUUUUUUGAACUAAGAACAUACAGCAGGGCAGAUGUGUAAUUUAAUAAUUAGCAAGAGUUAAUCUGCUUGAAUAAGGUAAUACUGGCAUUAUAGUAGCUUAUUCUUGUUUGCAUCUUAUACUAAUUUGACAAUAAAUUUGUUUGAGAACUUUAAAUCAAAAUGCAUUUAAAGAAGAUUGAAUUUAUUUAAUCCUGGUGGAAAGCAUACUUUUAAUUUGAAAUCCUUUUGAUGGUUGUUUUCUAGUUCCUCUAGUUCAUUUAAUUAUUUUAUUUAGUAAAUUUUUGGUGGAUUUUUUUUUUUUUCUACUGUGGUGAAUCAUGACAGUAUUUUCUACAAAUCAUGGGCUGGAUUGGCCCGUGGUGUAAUGGAAUGGAAUAACAUCGGAAAUUAACUUCAUUACAUGUUUUUAUUUUCCUGUCAGCUUUCCUGUCAGUUACUCUUUGGUUUGUUUUCACAUAAAUGGCUCCCAUGAGAAAAAUUUGAUGAUGUAUUGGGGUUCUAGUCCUCAGAGAACUAACCUUCUUAAACUUUGUAAGUUUGACAUAUGGGUUCCAAGUUUGUGUAGAUUUGCUUUAAUCUAAUUAAUGGUGUCUCUUGUAUGCUCAAAAAAGAGCUAUUUGCAAGUCAUAGAAGGGAUGUUUUUGUUUUCAGUGGCUGUAAAAGCCCAUGUUAUUAUAUACCAUAAAUGAGAAUGCUCAUGUGAAAAUAACCUAAACCUCUAGAUUUUUGUAGACUUUAAAUGUUUGGAUUUUGUUUUCUAAUUUUAUGUUAUCUAGUAAUGGUAACAGAGUUUGUAAGUCAUAAAUAAAGUGUUUUCUAUGCUA